This is a messenger RNA of Piliocolobus tephrosceles (Ugandan red Colobus), 4685 nucleotides long. RefSeq names its product glycogen phosphorylase, muscle associated (gene PYGM). Gene Ontology annotation, biological process: glycogen catabolic process. Bases 1886 to 4414 code for a protein of 842 amino acids. Gene Ontology annotation, molecular function: pyridoxal phosphate binding; glycogen phosphorylase activity. The record is from RefSeq and is a predicted model, not a curated record. The transcript has 21 exons. Gene Ontology annotation, cellular component: cytoplasm. NCBI's taxonomy places the organism in Eukaryota, Metazoa, Chordata, Mammalia, Primates, Cercopithecidae.
UGGGUGGUUAAUUAGGGAAGCCCACCACCACCUGCCUCCUGUGUGUGGCUUUGGUGGUGGUGGGAGCUGAGUGUGUGGGUGGCUCCGCAGUCUCCCCUUUGGUGACUAGUUAACAUCGCUGAGAACCAAUUUUGCCCCUCCUUGGUCACCGCUCAUCUUUCUAGUCUCUGUCCUUUGAAGGCCUUUUCUUGGGGCUCAGACCUCCAUGUUUGAUGAGCUCCAGUGGUGAUUUGUGCCUGGAAGCUGCCACCUGACUAAGGCCCUGGGCCUAGGGAGGCAUCAACACUAAAGGUCAAGCCAACUAAUCCUGCCUGUCAGCCACAGAGCAGCUAAAAUUAAAACCGCCAAGUGGCUUUUUUCCUUCUCUGCUGGUGACUUGCAGCCUGCCAGCAUGGUAGGCUUGGGGUGGGGGGGCAGGGACAGGAUAAAGUGCUCCACCUUGUGCUUUGCCAGCACUUUUCGAAGGGUCUUCUUUUUUUUUUUAUGUCUUGGACAGUGGGUAGUUACUGUUACGGUUCCAGAGAAAUCCAUGUGUAGUCUCCACCAGGUAGUGAGGUCCUCUCCUGGGGAGAGGUGCCUUAGAGCUGCCCUGGUUCCACCUGCCUCUCCUUCCUUCAGGGUGGCUGAGGGACAGUAGGCUACCCCCAGUGCCUGGCUGCUGGGGCCAGCAACUGUGGCCUGGGCUGCUUUCCAGCUGUGUGCUGGGGCUGGCUACUGCUGUUUACUGGGGUGUCUGGUCCCCGUCCAGGAGGCCUGUGCUUUGCUAUGGAUCUGCCGGGUUUGAGGGAGCCCUCAGAAGCAAGGCAGGCACAGUGCGUUUCCCCAGCCAAGCCCUAAACUUCGGCUCACCAAAAGGAGGACAUCUUUUUUGCCUUUGUCCUUAACUGACGGAAUGGGGGCAGGGCCUGGGGCCUGGCUACCCUGUUUGACCUUGGCUUCACCUCAUUGCUUCCCCCACAAGCUUGGUUUCCCUGGUGGGCUCAUUGGGCGGUUAAUUAGCUCUUUGAAGCUCUGGAAGUGGCAAAGUGGCGCUAUGUGGGUUUUAGAAAUAAAAUCAAUAAAUGACUUAACCACAGCCCAGCUAUCUCCUCCGCUUCUCUCCCCCGAGGCCAGCUCCAUUCUUGUGCUCCCUCUCUCUCUGCUCCCUGCCGUCAGCUUUUGUUAAGGUUUUGGAGAGGAAGUGGCUAAGGCAUCAGUCUCCAAGGUGCUGGAGGCCCUGAAAUGGAAGAGACAGCAGGAAGGCUUGGCCCUCUGAACCGUGGCAAGCAUUUGCCUCUGUGGCAGAAUCGGAGAGACAGAAAGGCCUGCCCACCUGUCUGAAGACACCUGGGGUGGGAAAGAAAGGUCGUGGGCCCCUUUCUCGAAGGGCCCCCUGUCUUGAAGACAUUCUGCUAGUUGCACCUCUUCUGUAAGGGGACACUGACUUGGCUCCUGCACCGCAGCCUGCGGGGGGUCCUGGUUCCUUUUACCACAACACAUGGCCUCCCAUCCUGGUUCAGCCUCUGACAGGCAGCUCCCCGAUCCAGCACUCUGCCUGCUCUUUCUUGUAUCCAACCCUGCAAAAGGCAGGAACAAGGGACAGAAGACCCGUGUGCAAGGCCUGGAGGAAGUGGGUCAGCACAGGCCUGUGAACAAGCCAGGCCAGUCUUGGCGGCCCAAGUGGAGCUCACCUCUCCCUCCCCUCCGCUCUCCUUCCUUUACCCUCAAAAUAGCUCCCUGAGCUGCCAGGCCAAGACCCUCCCAUUGCAGGGGAGGCGGGGCGUGCUGCCCAGAGCCAGGCUUUAAAUCCCCUCGAGGCUGGGGAGCUCUACUCCCUGGCUGGAGGCAGUGCUGAGGCUGCCGUCCCCUCCACCAUCAGUCCAAUCCGGCCCGCCCUCCUGCAGCCAUGUCCCGGCCCCUGUCAGACCACGAGAAAAGAAAGCAAAUCAGUGUGCGUGGCCUGGCCGGCGUGGAGAAUGUGACUGAGCUGAAAAAGAACUUCAACCGGCACCUGCAUUUCACACUCGUAAAGGACCGCAAUGUGGCCACCCCACGAGACUACUACUUUGCGCUGGCCCAUACCGUGCGCGACCACCUCGUGGGGCGCUGGAUCCGCACGCAGCAACACUACUACGAGAAGGACCCCAAGAGGAUCUACUACCUGUCUUUGGAAUUCUACAUGGGACGGACGCUACAGAACACCAUGGUGAACCUGGCCUUAGAGAAUGCCUGUGACGAGGCCACCUACCAGCUGGGCCUGGACAUGGAGGAGCUGGAGGAAAUUGAGGAGGAUGCGGGGCUGGGCAAUGGGGGCCUGGGCCGGCUGGCAGCCUGCUUUCUUGACUCCAUGGCAACACUGGGCCUGGCCGCCUAUGGCUACGGGAUUCGCUAUGAGUUUGGGAUUUUUAACCAGAAGAUCACCGGGGGCUGGCAGAUGGAGGAGGCUGAUGACUGGCUUCGCUAUGGCAACCCCUGGGAGAAGGCCCGUCCCGAGUUCACACUACCUGUGCACUUCUACGGCCAUGUGGAGCACACCAGCCAGGGUGCCAAGUGGGUGGACACACAGGUGGUACUGGCCAUGCCCUACGAUACGCCCGUGCCCGGCUAUCGCAACAACGUCGUCAACACCAUGCGCCUCUGGUCUGCCAAGGCUCCCAAUGACUUCAACCUCAAGGACUUCAACGUCGGUGGCUACAUCCAGGCUGUGUUGGACCGAAACCUGGCAGAGAACAUCUCUCGUGUCCUGUACCCCAAUGAUAAUUUCUUCGAAGGGAAGGAGCUGCGGCUGAAGCAGGAGUAUUUCGUGGUGGCCGCCACCCUCCAGGACAUCAUCCGUCGUUUCAAGUCCUCCAAGUUCGGCUGCCGGGAUCCCGUGCGCACGAACUUCGAUGCCUUCCCAGAUAAGGUGGCCAUCCAGCUCAAUGACACCCACCCCUCCCUGGCCAUCCCCGAGCUGAUGAGGAUCCUGGUGGACCUGGAGCAGAUGGACUGGGAUAAGGCAUGGGAUGUGACAGUGAGGACCUGUGCCUACACCAACCACACGGUGCUGCCCGAGGCCCUGGAGCGCUGGCCAGUGCACCUCUUGGAGACGCUGCUGCCGCGGCACCUCCAGAUCAUCUACGAGAUCAACCAGCGCUUCCUCAACCGGGUGGCAGCCACAUUCCCAGGGGAUGUAGACAGGCUGCGGCGCAUGUCGCUGGUGGAGGAAGGCGCAGUGAAGCGCAUCAACAUGGCACACCUGUGCAUCGCGGGUUCGCACGCUGUCAACGGCGUGGCGCGCAUCCACUCCGAGAUCCUCAAGAAGACCAUCUUCAAAGACUUCUAUGAGCUGGAGCCUCAUAAGUUCCAGAAUAAGACCAACGGCAUCACCCCUCGGCGCUGGCUGGUUCUGUGUAACCCCGGGCUGGCAGAGGUCAUUGCUGAGCGCAUCGGGGAGGACUUCAUCUCCGACCUGGACCAGCUGCGCAAAUUGCUCUCCUUUGUGGAUGAUGAAGCUUUCAUUCGGGAUGUGGCCAAAGUGAAGCAGGAAAACAAGUUAAAGUUUGCUGCCUACCUAGAGAGGGAAUACAAAGUCCACAUCAACCCCAACUCACUCUUCGACAUCCAGGUGAAGCGGAUUCACGAAUAUAAACGACAGCUCCUCAACUGCCUCCAUGUCAUCACCCUGUAUAAUCGCAUCAAGAGGGAGCCCAAUAAGUUUUUUGUGCCUCGGACUGUGAUGAUUGGAGGGAAGGCUGCACCUGGGUACCACAUGGCCAAGAUGAUCAUCAGACUCAUCACAGCCAUUGGGGAUGUGGUCAACCAUGACCCGACAGUGGGUGACCGCCUCCGUGUCAUCUUCCUGGAGAACUACCGAGUCUCACUGGCCGAGAAAGUGAUCCCAGCUGCAGACCUCUCUGAGCAGAUCUCCACUGCGGGCACUGAGGCCUCAGGCACCGGCAACAUGAAGUUCAUGCUUAACGGGGCUCUGACCAUUGGCACCAUGGACGGGGCCAAUGUGGAGAUGGCAGAAGAGGCUGGAGAGGAAAACUUCUUCAUCUUUGGCAUGCGGGUGGAGGAUGUGGAUAAGCUUGACCAAAGAGGGUACAAUGCCCAGGAGUACUAUGACCGCAUUCCUGAGCUUCGGCAGGUCAUUGAGCAGCUGAGCAGUGGCUUCUUCUCCCCCAAACAGCCCGACCUGUUCAAGGACAUUGUCAAUAUGCUUAUGCACCAUGACCGGUUUAAAGUCUUCGCAGAUUAUGAAGACUACAUUAAAUGCCAGGAGAAAGUCAGUGCCUUGUACAAGAACCCAAGAGAGUGGACGCGGAUGGUGAUCCGGAACAUAGCCACCUCUGGCAAGUUCUCCAGUGACCGCACCAUUGCCCAGUAUGCCCGGGAGAUCUGGGGUGUGGAGCCUUCCCGCCAGCGCCUGCCAGCCCCAGAUGAGGCCAUCUGAGCCUCCAGUCCAGACCCCAAACCAGCCCUUGAGCCUGUCAGAAUCCCCUGGGCCAGCCCCAGCGCCUCAUGGAGAGGGUGGGGUACUGGAGUUAGAUCUCUAAGCCCCCUCCUGGAAGUCUCAUUUUCCCCACUCUCAAUGUCCCAGUGUCCAGCGUGACUAAGGACACGGGCCCCCUUCCAUCCUCGGGCUCCCGGUCCCCUCCUAUUUAUGGGGUCUGACCAACUGCACCCACUCCCCAAUAAACUGAUUCUCCUUGGGAGCGUCCUUA